AAAAGAGCAUGAAUAUGGGAAGAGAAAUACUAGAGUAGUAAUAGUAAUACUUGUACUGAGUCAAUCCCCAUUAUCCUACUGCUUCCAGAAUCCCUAAUUCACACAACCACUUUCUUUCUUGACAACUAUGCUGCUACAAUAACACUAACCCACUUCAAUUCAAUUAUUUCCCAGAUCUACUUCAUUCUCAUUUCAUUGUUUAGUGGGUAAUUUUGGUUCUGGAGUGAGGGCAGCGAGUGAGUCAAUUGUAAAUUUGUUUGUAUUUAAUUGUUGUUAAUAGGGAGAAUUGAAUGGAAGGGAAUUCUGGCGGUGGUGGUGGAGGAGGAGGAAGUGGCGGUGGUGGUAGUGGUAGUGGCGGUGGUGGUGGUGGUGGUGGAGGAAAUGACGUGGAGCUUGUGUGCAAAACAUUGCAGGUUGAGCAUAAGUUAUUCUACUUCGAUCUAAAGGAGAACCCACGUGGGCGGUACUUGAAAAUUUCUGAAAAGACUUCGGCAACUCGUUCCACUAUAAUCGUUCCUUUCUCUGGCAUUUCCUGGUUCCUUGAUCUCUUUAAUUACUAUGUCUCUGAUGAGCAUGAUCUCUUCAGUAAAGAGUUACAGCUUGACACCAAGGUAUUUUACUUUGACAUUGGCGAAAACAGAAGGGGUCGCUUCUUGAAGGUAUAA
Messenger RNA from Pistacia vera, 665 nucleotides. RefSeq names its product transcription factor Pur-alpha 1-like. Gene Ontology annotation, molecular function: DNA-binding transcription factor activity, RNA polymerase II-specific; RNA polymerase II transcription regulatory region sequence-specific DNA binding; purine-rich negative regulatory element binding. Gene Ontology annotation, biological process: regulation of transcription by RNA polymerase II. Gene Ontology annotation, cellular component: nucleus. The transcript has 2 exons. Lineage: Eukaryota; Viridiplantae; Streptophyta; Magnoliopsida; Sapindales; Anacardiaceae. Bases 291 to 665 code for a protein of 124 amino acids. The record is from RefSeq and is a predicted model, not a curated record.